GUAGGGGGGUCACAAUUCAUCAAUUGUCCAAUACUUGUUAUUCUUGCGGUCACUAUUUCGAUUCUAUCUCUCCUAAUGAAUCAUCAAAGAUUUUAACUAUAGCUUUUGCAAAAUAAACAACAGCCACUGGAAAAUAAGCAAGCUCCCUGAACAACAAAGGUUAAUAUCGAUGUGGCUUCAAAGGGGUUAUUAGAUUGAAUGAUAUAUAUGUUUUAAUCUUGACACAUAUAUUGAAGCGUUCGAUCGGGCUUUUUAGUGAUUGAGCUAUGACCACAGGGUCAAGUAUAGCAGUGCAAUUAGCCUAGUUUGACGUAAAAGGUUUUAAUUAACGUUUAAGUGUCUAAAAAUAAACAUGGACAUGUUACAAGUCAUACCACAUGUGAUUUACUAUAUCGCGAGUAAGUGCCAUAGAAUGGCAAAAAUACUAAAUAUUACAGAGAUAUCGUCGGUACAAAGACUAGCACUACAUUUUCCUAGAGUGCCUUGUUUCGUAUUAAGAAGCUUCAGAUUCAAUCGGAAGUAGAUAAUAUGCGACCCUGAAUCAAUCAAAAAGCUAUAGACAGAGGAGCACAGCUUCAAAAUCUAAUUUUAGGCUAGUUUACAGGGGUUUUAACCAUUCCACAAUCACAAUGGUCAAAGUCACUUCAAUCAUCUUAGCUUCAGGAGCUUUGUUCCAUAGUGCAGUAGCCACAACAUAUGCCCAAUUCUGUAAUGACAAUAACUGUGAAGAAGGUUGCGGUGGCAGUGUUAGUGUCGACAAUUCAGCUUGCCUGGUAGAAAAUGGGCGUGGAAGUGUAAAGUUCCAUGAUACUAACUUCGGAUCUGUGAGCUUGAUAGCCACGAACAACGACCAAUGCAGUUGUCAGGCAUUUUGCUAUCCACACGUUGUGAAAGCAUUAGCAACUUCAAAUGACUGCUUGGACUUGAAAGAUCCACUGCACAACUUCAAGUCUUUCAGAUUUGUAAACGUAGAUUUGGCUGGCGGAUGCAGUACUGAUGAAAACACAUGUGAUGGUAGCGUCCAAUAAAUGUCUCGCACUAUAAUUGUAACAUUUUGAAUGAAUAUAUAAUCAGUUAUA
Messenger RNA from Wallemia mellicola CBS 633.66, 1079 nucleotides. RefSeq lists its product as hypothetical. The record is from RefSeq and is a predicted model, not a curated record. NCBI's taxonomy places the organism in Eukaryota, Fungi, Basidiomycota, Wallemiomycetes, Wallemiales, Wallemiaceae. Bases 630 to 1028 code for a protein of 132 amino acids. The transcript is spliced from 3 exons.